GGUGUUUGGUAAGGGGGAGUGAACGAUCGAGGGGAACAAUCUGCGCGAAUCUGGCCCUUUAAAUUGCACAUACACCGUAUUCGGAGCAGAAGAAUCGAACCCCUGAUCAGAACAAGUCACAUCACCACACAGCAUUCUCUCCUGGUUGCAGCUUCAUAACUGAUGGCAGAGAAUGUCGACAACUAAUAACAUCGCCCAGGCCAGGAAGCUGGUGGAGCAGCUGAGGAUCGAGGCAGGGAUCGAGCGCAUCAAGGUGUCGAAAGCUGCAGCCGACCUCAUGAGCUACUGUGAGCAGCACGCCCGCAACGACCCCCUGCUGGUGGGGGUGCCCACUUCGGAGAACCCCUUCAAAGACAAGAAGCCCUGCAUCAUCCUAUAGCCGCGCCCCGAUGCCACCCCUGCCUCUCCGACCUUACGGAUGCCCAGUUACAGUCAGUGGGCGCAAUUCAAACACUACUUUUUACUCAGAAAAAAACAACUCUGGAUAAAAAAAAAAACCUAAAAUGCCACACUUUCUUGAUAAAGGCGAAGGGGCAAUAUCCGUCUCAGCAUCAUGUAGCCCGGUGGUUGAGUGCGUCUCUGUGAAUGAAUGUAUGCAUACGCGCAGAACCCCUCUGGCUACUGUCCACAGUGCAUUCAUUCACACAGAUGUACUUAACAAGGGGAUGGCAGAUUUGAGAAUCUCACAAUUUUUAAAAUGCUAAACAUUGAGUAAAAAAAAAAAAAUAUAGCGACUGAGUGAUAUAAAGCAUGUUUUUCAGUCCAGAGUUGACCAUAUUACCAUGGGGUGAUGGACGGGUCUAGUGAUGAGGGUUGACGAUGUGGACUGUGCGUAGAGUUGGGAAGGUUGAGGGAGGUCGUCUUGUCAUGAGUUGACGGUAUAAGCUGACUGUCUAGCUGGCUAGUCCAGUCACACUGUGGUUAUGGUUCUUCAGUGUUAAUGAUUAGCUGUGUUAUUUUCUGAAAGUGGCUACCUGUAGAUUUGUAUGGCCAAAUAUGGAAGAAAAAUAUUGCAGACAUGCUUACCUUUAUUGCGACAGCACAUUUUAUGAUUUACAAAGGGAUUCAAGACUUUUGGCAGAGAUGCCAAUAUUUUUACAGUGUUCUAGGUCAAAUUAUCGCUUCAAAUUCUUUCAAAUUGGAUCCAUUGAACUAUAGACUUGAUAUUUGUUUUCAAUACAUUUUUGUUACUAACCUUGGAAAAACAUACUUACAUAUGAUAGCUUGAAAACACUAAAAAGAAACAAAUACCCCUGAUUUUAAUGUCCUAAUUUUCAAUAAUAUUAACAUAGUCUAUAUUAUGCCCACUAUUUUACUUGAAGCAUAAAGGUUUUCAGCUUAUGUAGAUGUGAAAACAGAAGGAUAGGCAAGGAAACCUCUAAUAGAUAAUUGAAGAAAAAAAAUAUAGCCGUUUGGUAAUUCUCAGUGCAUUUUAGGAAGAAACUGAAUUGUAUGUGCCACACGCCAACACAAGACUUGAGUCUUAGAAAAAAAGACUCAUCCAAGCAGAGAUUGCUGUUCGUCUCUGAAACCAAACUUGAUUGUAAAAUCCACGAAGAAAAAAAAAAGAAAGAAAACAAUGUAUAAACUUUCUUUCAAAGUGUUACCUUUGAGACUAGCUGUUUGGAUUUGUUUGGUGAAAUUUCUUCUUUAUAUGGACUAUAUGGAAACUGAGUCAUUGAGUAUGAUGCUGUACAGUGUUUGAUAACUAAAGCGCAUUCAUUUUCUGUGGAUGUUUUAUCUUUUGUAAUUUUUGUGUAAUAUUUCUGUUCUUCUCAUCAACCAUGUUUAACAGUUCUGUUUGUUAUUGGGAAGGGAAAAGAUCUGGAUGGGCUCUGUGUCAGAUUAGAUGGAUAAGUUCAUUAUACCUCCACACCCAACAGCAUAGCGAUCAGAGAACCCCCAGUCAAAGAAACCGGAAGCUCCACAUGCUCUAUUCCCUCACAAAACCGUAGCGAAUGGAUUGAGUGUGUUGGCAGUCCAGUACCUGUGUGAUAUGAGUGAACUGCCCUGUAUACAGUACAGGUCCAAUGUUCAUGAGUAUCUUCCCCAGUGCACUCUGACGCUAGGACAUGUGUUGUGGUCCCGUAGUCAGUGGUGUCAAGGGCAGCGUGUCAUGUUACAUAACAAGACACAAGCCUGGGUUUAUCACUCGAGUAGCACAUUCUGCCUCAGGAGGGAACAGCAAGGUCAAGGCACACUGUGUGUGUGUGUGUGUGUGUGUGUGUGUGUGUGUGACUGUGUAUGUGCGAGCGAUAGAGAGGGUCAGUGGGAGCAUUGUCUGCCUGUGGGCAGCCUGACCGACAGCACAGAAUCGACUAAAAACGGAGUCAGAUGACUUCAACGUUGCCCGUCAACACACUACCACAGAUCACGGUCUGGGCUAGCGCUCAAUAGCACUGUGUUGUCACCCGCUGGCCUUUGUGCUGAAAAUGGCAGCAUGACGGCCAUAAGUGAGGCUCUGACCUGUGGUCACUGCACGGAGAACAACAGUCGCGGGCCCCUAUAGAAAAUGAGUGCGAUCAGUUGCCCCCCCCCUCCCCCUUCUGCACUUGUGAGUCAGAGAUGGGGUGAAGUCACAAGACACCGCUGCUGAUGAGUCAGACAGCGCUAUGGUGUCUCAGUAUGGUGUCUGAUGUCUUGCUCGCCGGCCCUCGUCCACCACCUGAUAAUUGAAACGGUGACUUCAGCACAUGACAGGGCUAGUACAAGUCACCCGUAGCCCAGAUGUGCAAAGAAAGAGAUGAUGCACUCAAAAAAAAAAAAACACCACAGUCUCAGGACUGAUCUGCUCCUCUUUCAUUACUUAAAGCUGCAUAGAAAUGAAUGGAGCAGUUGCAUUAUUAUUAUCAUCAAGGUUCUCUCCCCAAAUGGAUGAGAACUUCAGGGCAAAGGGACAGAGAGGCGAGUCGGGCGACCCCGUGCCAGAGUAAGCAGUUGGACUGUAGCUUGAGCAGAAGCUGUACUGUGCCUUGUAGUGUUUGGAAUUAGAAGAGGGAAAGACGGGGGACAUGACGCUGUCGUUCUUAACCAGCUAAAAGGGAUAAGUUAGCUGGCAGAUAUCACCCCACACAGAAACAUUACUUAGCUGUGUCUCGGCCUGUCUCGAAAACCGAAUAAAAAUGAUCAUGUGCUGAAAGAACUUGACUCCAGUUAGUAAAAAAAGACUUCUUUUUCUCAAUCACAAUGGACGCGUAACGGCACAGUCGGGGAGUGUGAAACAAGCGCCAUUGCCUAACCGUAUUUAGCCAGGUUGGAUCUGCAGCAACCAAGUCAAACUGUUGACUCUCUGUACCAUUUCAGAUGGCUUGACACACUGGAGUAAACACUGUGAAAGGUACACGCGGAGCGUUUCAGAGCACAGUUUCCUAUCUCUUCACCAGCAAGGGAGCGUGAGUGAGGAGUCCACUGUGCCAAGUGUCUUUUUGUUUUCGUUUCUUUAAGUGCCAGAUUCAGCAUUGCCUAGACUCCUCCGUCGGGACUAGCCCAUGAACAGCCGAGAUGUCGCCCCCCUCCCCUCCCCCCUCCAACCAUCACCGUCGCACUUGUCAUCGGGGCUGGUUAGGUUGUGGCGUUUUUUCUGUGUCGUACCCCGAUGGUUGCACAGAGGAGAGUUGCCACACAAAGCAAGAACACUUAAAAAUAAAAAAAAGGUGCUGAGGUAGCCGUGACGCCGAAAACCUUCUUGUCUGCCAUUUUGAAAACAUGGAGUGCAUUGGCGAGAGCUCAGAGGAGGCUUUAUGUGGGUAAUAUCUGUAGCCAAGUUGUUAGCCAGUAGAAUCCAGUCCCCAGCCUGAGUCAUGAUUUUGUGUUAUUUCCUGUGUAUGCAUACGUAUCUUUCUUGCCUUGAUUAUGAAGAAAUAUAUCUAUUUUUUGUAAUUGUUCUUCUCUGAUGUGCCAUAACUCAUGUUUUCUUGCACACUGUUAAUAUUUUGUGGAUAUUGCUGUUUAAGAUGAUAUCAAAAAGUAGACAAAAGGAAUAAAGUUCAAAUGUAACUGCA
Sardina pilchardus (European sardine) is the source of this 4001-nucleotide messenger RNA. RefSeq names its product guanine nucleotide binding protein (G protein), gamma 7 (gene gng7). The coding region runs from base 173 to 379 and encodes 68 amino acids. Gene Ontology annotation, molecular function: G-protein beta-subunit binding. Lineage: Eukaryota; Metazoa; Chordata; Actinopteri; Clupeiformes; Clupeidae. Gene Ontology annotation, cellular component: heterotrimeric G-protein complex. The record is from RefSeq and is a predicted model, not a curated record. The transcript has 4 exons. Gene Ontology annotation, biological process: G protein-coupled receptor signaling pathway.